UACACGCAAGCAUAAAUGUUUGGAAAGAAUUAUAAUGAUAGGCUUGGUCCUAGAACAUGAUCUUGUUGCCAUUGAUCAGUACGUUCAAGCAAUCAUAAUUAUCAUAUUGGCUCGUACUAGAGACUCUUUUGGGCUUUCAGUACCGCGGUUUCAAGAUCGUUCUCCCAUAUUUCAAUCGUUUAAAAAUAACUGCAAUAGUUGAAUAUAGGUUCACGAGGGUAAAAAACAUUUGACAUGUUUUACAAGUAAGGUUGGUCGGAAAAUUAAUAAAAUACUAAGCAAAUGAUUUUAGUGAAGAGAUAAAUAUUAAACUAAUUAUCUUGUAAGUUAUUUAAUUAUAUAGCUCUUUUACUGAGCUGGAUAAACUAAUACAACAUCCUAGAAGUAGCCAAGUUUAAGAAAGUAAAGAGAUGAGAAUAAAGGAAAGUUCUAGUGCUUUAACAACUCAAAUACCAAACUCUAGGAUGUUCUUCUUUGUUCUUCAUUCAUCCCUUUAAAAUAGCAAGAAUAUAUUUCAACACAAACCACUUUAUAGUUUAUAUUUCAUACAAAUUGGAAAAGAAAAAAAAAAAAACAGGUGUGAAUUUCAGACUAAGUAAGAAAAAAGCAAGAAAAAUGGGAGAAGUGAUACUGUUGGACUACUGGUCAAGUCCAUUUGGGAUGAGAGUUAGGAUUGCAUUAGCUGAAAAAAAUGUAGAGUAUGAAGAAAGAGAAGAAAAUCUUAACAACAAAAGUCCACUUCUUUCGAAGAUGAAUCCUGUUCACAAGCAAAUCCCUGUUUUAAUUCACGAAGGGAAGCCUGUGUGUGAAUCUAUGAUCAUUGUUCAAUAUAUUGAUGAAGUUUGGGCACAUAAGGCUCCCCUAUUGCCCUCUGAUCCUUAUGAGAGGGCGAAUGCUCGGUUUUGGGUUGACUACAUCGACAAGAAAAUAUACAACAUAGGGAAGUUAGUGUGGGCUUCUGAAGGUGAAGUGCAAGAGGCAGCAAAGAGGGAACUAGUGAUGUGCUUCAAAUUGUUGGAGACAGAGCUUGGUAACAACCGUUUCUUUGGAGGUGAAAAUCUAAACAUUGUUGAUAUAGCUCUUAUACCAUUUUACAGUUGGUUUUACGCCCUUGAAACAUGUGGCAACUUCAGCCUUGUGGAAGAAUGUCCGCACUUGGUGGCAUGGGCUAAGAGGUGUAUGGAAAGAGGAAGCGUUUCCAAGUCUCUUCCCGAUCAAUUUAAAGUUUAUACUCACCUGUUGGAGCUAAGAAAGCAGCAUCUUGCUGAGCUCAAAGGCUAAUUGAAUUUCAUUGUAUCAUGUUUUUUAGGGUGCUUUUUUGUUUUGUUUUGUUUUCUUUUUUUCCUCCUUUUCUUAAAUUUUUUGUUAAUGUUUUUCGUAUAAACUUUCUAAGUUUGAAAAUUAUGCUACCCUACCAAUGUUUUAUGUAGACAAGUUAAUCGUGAAACAUGUACUUAAUAAAGAGGGACUAGUAUGUGUGUAGGUCUUGUAAAUGUGUUCCUUUAAUAUUAGUACAGUUUUAACUUGUUUUAUUAAAAAACAGCAAGUAAAAAGACUUUUCUAUGUUAAUUCAUAAUUGGGUUUUUACUCGAAUACUCUAUUAUAGGCAAGCAAAAUGCUGAAAACAAAGAUGUUUAUUCAUAUAUAGAUUGUAAUACAUGGUCUUGUUGAUUACUACA
Chenopodium quinoa (quinoa) is the source of this 1679-nucleotide messenger RNA. Its product is annotated as probable glutathione S-transferase parC. Gene Ontology annotation, biological process: glutathione metabolic process. The record is from RefSeq and is a predicted model, not a curated record. Gene Ontology annotation, molecular function: glutathione transferase activity. Bases 616 to 1281 code for a protein of 221 amino acids. Lineage: Eukaryota; Viridiplantae; Streptophyta; Magnoliopsida; Caryophyllales; Amaranthaceae. The transcript is spliced from 2 exons. Gene Ontology annotation, cellular component: cytoplasm.